UCCAAAAGAAAAUUCUACAAUUCUGAAUAAAAUAUCAUAACUAUUUAGCUCUUUAGCUAUGAUAAAUAGAAAGAUUCAGUUGUAGGUGUAAUAUAAUGUUAGGAUAUCGUAGAAUCGAGGAAGUACAAGACAAUGAUGAUUGUCAAACUCCCCCAAGUUUCCCACGAACUGGUGAUUCUGAUAUUGAGAGGCGUAAGAAGCGAAAAGAGUUUCAACAAGUCGAGUCCACCAACGCCUGGGAUCCUGCCGCAAGAUAUAGCAACGAUCGGGAAAAGGGACAAGCUAAAUUAAUAAAUAAGGAACCGGUCUACUCAUACAGAGACGGAGAAAACACGAGAAUCGUUAGACAUACAAAUUCGGAACCGGUUAAUAAGUACAGACAGAAAGAAGACCAAAGAGGUGAUAGAUAUACAAACAGGGAACCCGUCUAUUCAUACCGAGAGGAAGAAAACGGAAGAGAGGACAGAGACACCAGUCUGAAACAACCUCAUAGAUACAGAGAGGCACACGAAAAGGGAGAACCAGUUCAUUCAGAUAUGUCAAACCCGUUCUUAGAAAAGGGCUAUACUAUGCCCUACCAAAUAUCACAAAACAAAUAUAGAGAGCAAGUGUUUGGGCAUUUACCAAAGUACAGCUACCCUCAGGAGAAGCCCGAACCCCUGGCUGGAAGGUUUCAGGACAGCACACCAAGAAAUCCGUUCGAGUCGCCACGACAACCGUUCCAGCAACAUGGUCAAACACAUCACCAUCGACAAGAGUUUGAACAACGACCACAACACCAGCAGCAAUACCCAUACCAGUAUGAACAAAGGACCUAUAGGUCCGGACGGCCAGAUCUAGGCAAUGAAAACUUCGAGGGCUAUUCUGUUCCGUAUCCACAAGAGCCUAUCAGACACAGACAGAAUUAUUAUGAACCACCUCCUGAAAUUGGUGUAAGUAUUUUAAAAGAGAUUUUACUACACAGGCAUAGACAAUGGGUAACAAAUGCCAACGGUAUGAAAAGAUUCAGAUUAAUUUGUCCAGAUAGAAAUUGUUUAUAGAAAAUUGUCCUAGACAAGCUACCUGAGAUGUUUAAAAAUAACACAGGUUUUCUUAAUAACUUUAUACUGCUAUACAGCAUUUUAAUAAAAAAUAAACACAAUGUGUUUUUCCUUUUUCCAUUUCAACAAAACGUUUAGUUUAGUUUUGACGAUAACUAUGAGCAAAGUUAUAAGCUUAUCGAGUCAUUUCGAAUGAACUCAGGGUACAUCAAUUGGAUUAAACGGCGGCAUUAACGUCAGUACUCUCAUUAUUUUUAGAGGUAUACACGUCGUUUUAAGAAGAGCUCAUUUCUUCUCACAGUAUUCCUUGUACAAAAAUAAUUAUCGGAUUACAAACAAUUCAAAUGCAAAAUCGUGAAUUUUCUGUGACUGUAUGUUGACUGGUGAACCUUUUAUAACAAAAGUUUUACGUUAUUUGUCUACGUAAUUUUUGAACAUCUAUUGUACAUUAUCCUCAGGAGUUGCUUGUACUGCUCCACAAUCUGUAUCUUUAUAAAUUGCACGAGAAAGUGUCAUCGCCUACCAUGAUUGUAUUAGUGUAGAUAUGUCACGUAUUAUAUAUUUCGUGAAGAAGCUUAGAGACUUAUUAAAUCGGGAUCAGCCAUCUUACAGAUUUUUACAAUGUCUACAAUAUGACAGUCUCUAUACUUUAUAACAAAUUUAUAAUAUGAGUAAAUUGUUUCAACUUUUAAUUUUCUGUCUCAAUAUUAAAAAUAAAUAUUAAUUAAUUAUCUAAUUUAUCUAUGAUGUAUCAUUGUUGUUUGAUUCCAGUAUCGGGUAAAGGUAUAUAUUCAAUGUAUUUCAUUAUUUCUUUAAUUACUAAUAUUUCUGUGUGAACUCAUACCAUUUCAUUUAUGUCUUGACAUUAAAUGUAGUCAGGUGGCAUGUUAUUCAUAUUAAACUAAAAUUGAUCAUUUUUUUCAAACACAUAUCGUCACAAUAUAGAUAUUAAAACAAGAUAAACUUGAAAAAACCUAUCUAUCCUUCCAUCUAUCUGUUUCAAUGAUGCUUUCCUUAACAGUAAUGGUGACAAGACAUUGACGAAAUAAGAAACAACACUAAAAAUGUCAAAAACGAUAUCAAACUGAAAUAUUAACAUUUUGUGUAUAUUAAUUUGAAAUGUGAAUAUCAUUUCUUUUUUUCAAUUUAAGUGUCUGAAAGGGUUUUGGUAAUAAUAAAACUAAUGUCUAUUAAUUUCAUUUCCAUUUUACUAAAUCAUUACUUUAAGCCAGUAAUUUGUUUGGCAAUGUUUGGUUGAAGCUAAGGUCUAGAGAACUGUUGCAGUGUAUAUUUUACCCUUUUACUGCUUCAUCUUUUCCUUUAACUAAACGAAUUGUGGUACUGACAAAACAAACUAACAAAUGAUACUGUUACACAAUGAAAGCAAGUUAACCUUAUUGAGAAUUCUUUCAACAAUGAACCAAGUAUUGAAAUUGUAAGAGAGACAACUCCUUUUGCUUGUAUAGGAAAAUCUUCAUGUUUUACAAAAAUUGCUGAAUUUCUUUAACAGAUAUUUGACGUGAUUGCAUUUGUACUUAUGUUUACAAUAUCAAAGAUCAUGUAUUCAAACUUAAUGAGCAGCAAACAGUAAUGAGUUUGUUCAUGCUGCAGAGACGUGCAUCAGUAAUCAUUUAUUUUAAAGGGAUUAAAAUGAGCCUAUCUGCAUUAAAAGUUUGCAUUUAAUUUUAUUUUUAAAUUAAAUUAAGAUUAAAAUGUUGAUAAUCUAUUGCAUAACAUGUUAUGUUUUUUUGUGGG
Messenger RNA from Ruditapes philippinarum (Manila clam), 2795 nucleotides. Its product is annotated as component of gems protein 1-like. Lineage: Eukaryota; Metazoa; Mollusca; Bivalvia; Venerida; Veneridae. The record is from RefSeq and is a predicted model, not a curated record. The transcript has 7 exons. Bases 96 to 1040 code for a protein of 314 amino acids.